Messenger RNA from Micropterus salmoides (largemouth bass), 3951 nucleotides. RefSeq names its product beta-galactosidase-1-like protein 2. Gene Ontology annotation, molecular function: beta-galactosidase activity. NCBI's taxonomy places the organism in Eukaryota, Metazoa, Chordata, Actinopteri, Centrarchiformes, Centrarchidae. Gene Ontology annotation, cellular component: vacuole. The transcript is spliced from 17 exons. The record is from RefSeq and is a predicted model, not a curated record. Gene Ontology annotation, biological process: carbohydrate metabolic process. Bases 423 to 2075 code for a protein of 550 amino acids.
GGGUGUGUGAUAUACUCAUGGACAACUGCUUCUACUAACACGGGUUAUACCACAAGAACAAACUGAGUAACAUUUUUCAUAAACCAUGUUUCGUUUUUUUUAAACAUUAAUCCCGGAAGUAACGACUAUCCUAGCGUCAUGUAAAUAUGGGGUAACUCAACUUUACCGACGCAUUCGUGUCCCUUUUGACAAGUUUUGCAAAACUGGAUUAGCAUAAGUUAACCUUAUGUGACAUAAUAACUUAACGUUACUCGUAUAACAGGACUCCAGUCGGUCUAACGCUACCGGGCAGGAAAAGCAAAGGGAGUUUUCAAAAGAGGACUGCUGAUAUGUUCACAAUUUGCAACUCUUACAGAGUAACGUUAACGUAACUUAACGUUAGUGUUGCUAACGUCACAUUACUCGUGUCGUAUUAGUCGCCAAUGGAAAGCUCAUCAAUGUUUGGUCUUCGUCUCUCACUAAAACAAAGAUAUUUUCUGCUGCUGUGUGUUGCUGUCGGAGCGAUACUUGCUUAUCAGUAUACAAGGAAUCGCGCUGAAGUAAGAACAAUGAGUCGCGUAGAGGGUCUGAAGGCCAACUCUUCUCAGUUCACUCUGGAGGGAAAGCCUUUCCGCAUCCUGGGGGGCUCCAUCCAUUACUUCCGUGUCCCCAGAGCCUACUGGGAGGACCGGCUGCUGAAGAUGAAGGCCUGUGGCCUCAAUACGCUCACAACGUAUGUGCCGUGGAACCUGCAUGAGCCUGAGCGAGGGGUGUUCAACUUUGAGGAUCAGCUGGAUUUAGAAGCCUACCUCGGCCUUGCAGCCAGCCUGGGCCUCUGGGUGAUUCUGCGUCCAGGGCCGUACAUCUGUGCUGAGUGGGAUUUAGGGGGACUACCCAGUUGGCUACUACGGGAUCACAACAUGAAACUGAGAACAACCUACCCAGGGUUCACUGAUGCAGUCAAAUCCUUCUUUAAUCACCUCAUUAGGAAAGUUGCUCCAUAUCAGUACUCCAAGGGUGGCCCAAUUAUUGCAGUUCAAGUGGAGAAUGAAUAUGGCUCCUUUGCUAAAGAUAAAGAGUACAUGCCUUUCAUCAAAGAGGCGUUAUUGUCAAGGGGCAUCACAGAGCUGCUGCUGACCUCAGACAACAAGGAAGGACUAAAGCUUGGAGGAGUGAAAGGAGCACUAGAAACCAUAAAUUUCCAGAAACUGAACCCCAAUGACAUCAAGUAUCUGGAUGGAAUACAACCUCAGAAGCCUAAGAUGGUGAUGGAGUACUGGUCUGGCUGGUUCGAUCUUUGGGGGGACCUUCAUCAUGUGUACACAGCUGAGGACAUGAUGCCUGUGGUCACAGAGAUCCUUAAACUGGACAUGUCCAUCAACCUCUACAUGUUCCAUGGAGGCACGAAUUUUGGCUUCAUGAGUGGGGCGUUUGCCGUCGGAAAACCAGCACCCAAGUCUAUGGUAACAAGCUAUGAUUACGAUGCUCCAUUAUCCGAGGCUGGGGAUUACACCACCAAGUACCAUCUUCUGAGGAAUUUAUUCAGCCUCUACCACACCCAGCCUCUCCCUGAGCUGCCCUCUCUUCAGGAGAGGAGAGCAUACCAGCCUGUUGUCAUCCAGCAGCACCUGUCUCUGUGGGACAGUCUGCAUUUCACUGACAAGGGGAAAAGAACUCUAAGUUUACUGGUGGAGAACUGUGGAAGAGUGAAUUAUGGGAAAACCCUGGACGAGCAGCGCAAAGGACUUGUUGGAGAUAUCGAGUUAAACAGGCGCAUCCUCCGAGACUUCAUUAUUCAUAGUCUGGAUAUGAAGCCAGGCUUUGUAAACAGACUUGAGAGUUCAGGCCACUGGAUGUCUCUGCGUCAUCGGCCCUCCUUCCCAGGUUUUUUCCAGACCAGACUCUAUGUGAACAGUUCUCCUAAAGACACCUUCAUCAAACUCCCUUCAUUGAUUCUGUUCACAGGGCUGGGGCAAAGGCGUAGUGUUUAUCAACGGCAAGAAUCUGGGACGCUACUGGUUCAUCGGUCCUCAGCAAACUCUCUAUGUCCCAGGUCCCUGGCUUCACAGAGGAGACAACAAGAUCACAGUGUUUGAAGAGCAGGAAACAGAUGGGAAGAUUCAGUUCGCUAGCAGCCCCGACUAUGGCAUGACUGUUGAUGUCCAGUGAGGGUGGAAGUGUGGAUGAGGAGAGGAGGAUUAUGGAAAAGUAGCUGGGGAGGACGUGAUUCAGGCGACUGCUGUGAGCUUCGUCUUCUGAGGCACUGAUGCCCGGCUACGACCAGCAGCACUCAAGAGUGACACAUGUCAGUGAGCAUGACAUUUUGUGUUAUAUCACAAGAUGCCAACACAGCAGUGAUCCAGGCUACUUUUUCAUUUCAUGACUGCAUUUAUGACAGUCUGUUGAAUCCUUUUUAUUCAAUUUAGUAACUGUAUCAUUAACCUGCACUCAUAUAGUACAUAAUUGGAGACCAAGGGACUGUGACAGAGAAUGAUCUUGAUUAUAAUAAAGUGUUAUAAAAUCUCUUCCUCUCACAGAAUUUAUAAAUUACAGGCUGUGUAAAAAGAACUGUGAAUAAAGGCUGGUUUGACCCCUUGUCAGUAGCUAAGGCCAAGGAAGCUUGUGAACUGCUUUAUUUAUCCUGCACACUAAGAGCCUGUUUGAUAUAACACUGGUUGGUUUUCAAAUUUACCUUCUUAUGAUAUGCUGUUAGCUCCUUCAGAGAGGUGAAGAUUACAAGCUGUGUUUGAAAACCAGCCUGGAUACCAUCACAAUUAUUUUCUAUAAAGGAAUAUUUCACCAUCGGCAACAUGGUAUAUUCAUAAAUGUGCAAAUAUUUUUUAAAUUGGUGCUACAUGACCAGAGAAAAUAGAGAAAAAUGGCUGUGGUAUUCCCUAAUACAGAGCCUAAAUCCCUCCCUUCAACUUUCGCCCCUUGGGACCUUAUUUCGGAACAAAUGUAAAUGUUAAGUUAGUCAACAGUGAGGCAACUAAUUUUGGAUCCCAUUUGUGCUGUGCCCUAACUUACACACAUGAUUUUUGUCAACUUAGAAGAUAAUUUUCUCUGUCAAGAAAGUGGCAGUUUGUUGUAAAGCAGUAAAGUGACAUUUUAUGAAACCGAUCAAUAAACUACAUCUCUUGUCUCACAAUAUACAUCAUCAACAUGUUAACGCUGUAAUGCUAGCUGUAUUGGUUGUCUGCUACUAGCUGAGUAAGUUAACUAUGUUCCUCGCACAAAUGUAUCUCCCCUGAUGUGUUUAAUCCAACGACUCCCAUGAACGUUAGCUUGCUGAUGUAUGUCCUAUUUAAAGUAUAAAGAGGCAAUGGAAUAUGAUCGAUAGUCUGACCUGACACUUGUCCAAAUGCUGGUUAAUGAUGUAAACUGGAAAGAUUUUAAAUGACAUUUAAUUAGAACAAUUAGAAUGACGUUGGGGAAGUUAGCAUAAUCUGAUGUUUCCUACUCAUUUUAAACAGCAUGAAUACUAAUAAGAUAUUUCUUUAUAUAUCGAUAUAUAAAUAAAUGCUUACAUUUACAAACUCCUAGCUCGCAGGUUUAAUAUAUAAUUUGGCUCCUUAAGCUGUUAUAUUUUUGUCAGUUAUGUCACAUUUACUAGCUAGCUAGCUAGCUUAAAACUGAUGUGACAGUAGCUUGUAAAACUCUUUACUAGAUAAGGUAUUCCUUUUGUGGUAUUGGUGCAGUGUAAACUAACAAGUUUGAAACUAGCUAGUCAUUAUGAAUAACUUAAGUACUUGACAAAUAAACUAGCUGCUGCAACCCAAUCCACCCAAUCAAUGUUGAAUUCCAGUAAAUAUCAAGGACCUUUACAAAUGCAUCACUUUGGACUCAAUGAGUGUAAUUUUUUUAAAUGCAUUUGUAGAAUUGUAUAUUUCUCACAUUUUAUAUCGUGGUGAGAUAUGCACUGUGUGCAACUGUAGCAUGAUCAUCAGUAUGCAUUAAAGCCUUUUCACCAUG